UUUAAAACUUGCUGAAUAUUUAGGCUUGCUAUAUGCUUGUAAUAUAGUUAUCGUCUUUCUUUAGGCUAUGCGGGAAGGUAAGCGUUGUGUUACAGCUCAUUGGUUGAAUGAUAUUCUUGCUAAGAAGAAAAUGAAACAUCCCUGGUAUGCUCAUCACCUUCCAGUUCCAUUUUCUGAUGAGAAGCCAUGCAAAAAUCAGAUAAUAUCUAUAUCAAAUUUUGAAGCUGAUGAAAGGACAGUACUGAAGCAUGUUAUCCAGAUAUUAGGGGCUAAAUAUACAGGAUACAUGACAUCACACAAUACAGUUAUUAUUUGCAAAAGGUACAUUUAUGUUUUCAUUGUGAAAGAAGGCAAAAAAGUACAAAGAGCAAAAAGUUGGAGAAUACCGGUUGUUAAUGUACAGUGGCUCCAUGAUUUGAUGUUUGGCCAUUUUGAAGCACUGAGAUUACCAAUGGCUCACAAAUAUCAGCAAUAUGAUUUGGAUAAUCCAUUUGCGUUAGAUUAUGCCUUAGUUCCACAUCUUAUGGCUGCAUGGAAAGUUCCUAUAAAGAUCAGCGAAGAAUUGUUAAAGAAACAUGAUAUAAAGGAAAGCAGUGCAAAUGAAAAAACUGCAGCUGUUGAGAAAAAUAAAUUAGCCAUUGGUUCAGAGCACAAUGUUGAUUUCCAUAAUUAUGAAAUGCUAGUUGAGUCUCCUCCAUUGGAAGAAAAUAUUCCACUUACUACUCAAAAUCCACCAGAUAAUGAAAACAAACCUAGGGUAUUGUUUUCUGGACUUUUAAAUAUUAAAGAAUAUGCUAAGAUUGUGUGCCAGCUUGGAGGGUGUUUGGCUAAAUCACCUGUAGAAAGCACUCAUCUUGUCGCUAAUCAGUAUGUUAGGACUGUGAAAUUUCUUUGUGCUAUUCAUGUUGUGAAAUAUGUUGUUACUGUAGACUGGCUGAAGGAAUGUGAAAAGCAGAAUCAAUUUGUAGAUGAAGAACCAUAUAUACUUCAAGAUCCCGAAAAUGAAAAAACAUAUAGUUUUAGCUUGAAAAGUACAUUAAGAAGAAUAGAUAGGACACCUUUAUUUAAGGAUUUUAUAUUCUUUAUCACUGCUGGUGUAUUUCCCAAACCUGAUGUUCUGAAGCUGAUUAUUGAAGCUGGUGGUGGAAUACCUGUAUUUAAAAAGGCUCCUUCUCUUAGACAAGUAGAAACUUUAAAGCAGAGUGGUAAAAAAUUUGUGAUAAUUACCUGUGAAAAUGACCUCCAUCUGUGUAAAAUGUAUCUAGAAAAAAAUAUAAGUGUACAAAAUGUAGAAUUUGUUUUGACAGGAAGUGUGAGACAGGACUUGGAUUUCACAUCAUUUGCAUUUACAUCAUAAAACAUUUCUAUUUUAAUUACAUCAGAAAUGUAUAUUUUGUUAAACAGAGUACCUCCUAGAUGCCUUUUAAAGUGCCAUAUGUAGUGCGUACAUAUUUUUUGUGCAAUAUGCUGUUUGUUCCAAGGCACUGAUGUAUAUAGCUGUAUGUAGAUUUUAUGAAUAAAAUCUUAUUUUUUGCAACUUCA
This is a messenger RNA of Stegodyphus dumicola, 1542 nucleotides long. RefSeq lists its product as uncharacterized. NCBI's taxonomy places the organism in Eukaryota, Metazoa, Arthropoda, Arachnida, Araneae, Eresidae. Gene Ontology annotation, cellular component: MLL3/4 complex. The record is from RefSeq and is a predicted model, not a curated record.